Messenger RNA from Colossoma macropomum (tambaqui), 1191 nucleotides. RefSeq names its product guanine nucleotide binding protein (G protein), alpha transducing activity polypeptide 2 (gene gnat2). The transcript is spliced from 9 exons. The record is from RefSeq and is a predicted model, not a curated record. Gene Ontology annotation, molecular function: GTPase activity; G protein-coupled receptor binding; GTP binding. Gene Ontology annotation, biological process: detection of chemical stimulus involved in sensory perception of bitter taste; adenylate cyclase-modulating G protein-coupled receptor signaling pathway. Lineage: Eukaryota; Metazoa; Chordata; Actinopteri; Characiformes; Serrasalmidae. Gene Ontology annotation, cellular component: photoreceptor outer segment; heterotrimeric G-protein complex; photoreceptor inner segment. Bases 1 to 1065 code for a protein of 354 amino acids.
AUGGGUAGCGGAGCAAGUGCUGAGGAUAAAGAAAUGGCCAAGAGGUCCAAAGAGCUGGAAAAGCAGCUCCAGGAAGAUGCAGAUAAGGAAGCAAAGACAGUCAAGCUCCUGCUGCUGGGUGCUGGUGAGUCAGGGAAGAGCACCAUUGUAAAGCAGAUGAAAAUUCUGCAUCAAGGUGGUUAUACGAAAGAAGAACAAAUAGCGUUUAAAGCUAUCAUCUAUGGUAACAUCCUGCAGUCAGCUCUGGCCCUCAUUAGAGGCAUGGAGAUGCUGGGCAUCAACUACGGAUUACCAUCAGCACAGGAAGAUGGUCAGAAGCUGCAGAACCUGGCGGACUCCACCGAGGACGGCGCCAUGCCCCCUGAACUGGCAGACGUUAUCAAGAGGCUGUGGAAGGACUCAGGGGUGCAGGCUGCCUUUGAAAGAGCAUCUGAGUACCAGCUUAAUGACUCUGCUGGCUACUACCUGAGCGACAUGGACAGAAUCUGCAAACCUGACUACCUCCCCACGGAGCAGGACGUGCUAAGGUCUCGAGUCAAGACCACUGGUAUCAUUGAGGAGCAGUUCGGCUGCAAAGAGCUGCACUUCAGGAUGUUCGAUGUGGGUGGUCAGAGGUCUGAGAGAAAGAAAUGGAUUCACUGUUUUGAGGGUGUGACCUGCAUUAUCUUCUGUGGAGCUCUGAGCGCUUAUGACAUGGUGUUGGUAGAAGACGACGAAGUGAACCGCAUGCACGAGAGCCUCCACCUAUUCAACAGUAUCUGCAACCACAGGUUCUUCGCAACAACCUCCAUUGUGCUUUUUCUCAACAAGAAAGAUCUCUUUGAGGAAAAGAUUAAGAAAGUCCACCUCAGCAUCUGCUUCCCUGAAUAUGAUGGUCCAAACACGUAUGAAGACGCCAGCAACUACAUCAAGACCCAGUUUCAGGACCUAAACAUGAAGAAAGGCGUAAAAGAAAUCUAUGCGCACAUGACCUGUGCCACCGACACAAAGAAUGUUGAAAUCGUGUUCAAUGCUGUGACAGACAUUAUCAUCAAAGAGAACCUUAAGGACUGCGGUCUGUUCUAAAGGAUACCCACUUUUUAAGAAUCCCCCCCACCCUUCCACCCUUGACCUGAAUGACUGGUAUCGCUCUGGUGAUUCUGCCAAGGCGAUGACAGAGGACUCACAGAUGGCAUGACAGUGACCUGUACA